Molecule: messenger RNA, 1083 nt
Organism: Glarea lozoyensis ATCC 20868
Lineage: Eukaryota; Fungi; Ascomycota; Leotiomycetes; Helotiales; Helotiaceae
Product: NAD(P)-binding Rossmann-fold containing protein
Exons: 2
Coding region: 1-1083 (360 amino acids)
Molecular function (GO): nucleotide binding
Source: RefSeq, a predicted model, not a curated record
AUGGCAGGUAAAAGUUAUAACGUUGGGGUGAUAGGUUAUGGGAUGUCCGCGAAGGUCUUUCAUAUUCCCCUUAUCCAGGUCACUCCUCAAUUUGUCCUCCAUUCCAUCGUCCAACGGACUCCCAAGCCUAACGAUGAUGCCUCCAAAGAUCAUGCUUCCGCGAAAAUCUACCACUCUGCCGAAGACAUGUUCGCCGACUCAUCAGUGGACAUAAUAGCCAUAACUACCACUCCGGAUACGCAUUUCUCAUUUACCAAAUCUGCGAUUGAAGCCGGCAAACAUGUCGUCGUGGAGAAGCCGUUCGUCCCAACAAGUCGAGAAGCGCAAGUGCUUGUUGAACUGUCAGCAAAGACUGGGAAAUUGAUUUGCGUAUACCAAAACCGAAGGUGGGACUCGGAUUUCCUGACUAUUAAGAAACUGCUGGACGAAGGUACCAUCGGCCGCUGUGUAGAAUUCAAUACCCAUUUCGAUCGUUACAAGCCAGCAAGGCCAGAAACCUGGAAGGGGACCUUGGGAAUGGAUCAGGCUGGUGGAGUAAUCUACGAUUUAGGAACACAUUUGAUCGACCAGGCAUAUGUACUGUUUGGAAUGCCCGCCAGCGUUACUGGCAUUUUCGCAAAUCAAAGAAACGAUGGAGCAGCAGAGCCUGAUAGCAUUACGGUGGUACUUCAAUAUGGUAAUGGUGGUCCUCUGGUCACAGUGAAAGCUGGCGUCAUGUCGAUUGAAACAAAACAGCUUCGAUAUUGGGUACGAGGCACAGAAGGGAGCUUCAAGAAGUUCCACCUUGAUGUACAGGAAGACCAGCUGAAAGCUGGCAAGAAGCCCGGUGAUUCAGGAUUUGGGGUGGAGAAUGCAGAUAGUGCAGGUUUGCUGACCACCCUUGAGGAUGGGAAACCCAAGAAGAGAGCUCACGAGAAUGUCCAGCCUCUUACAUACGCUGCGCUGUAUGCAGGAUUUGCAAGAGCUAUUGAAGGUGGUGGCGCGGAUUCUGUGCCUGUCAAAGCUGCAGAGGCAAGAGAUGUGCUCAAGAUUAUCGAGGCUGCUCGAGAAAGUGCCAAAAGCGGAAAGACCAUAAAGGUUUAA